GCCGUGCGCGUGCGCGCGAGCUGGCGCGGUGGUCACAGCUUGUCAGCCACUUUUUGCCGCUGCUUGUGCAAGUCAUUCAGUUAUUGUGCGUUUUCAUUCACUAUACACCUACAAGAACUUUAUUCACAUUCAGACUCUUCGAAGCUUUUUUCUUUGCCUUUCAUUUCCAUGCAUGGUGACCUUUGGACUUGUCGUUGAUGAUGUCAUUAUCAAGGUUGUCGUUGUGCUUGCUUCGUCGUGGUAGUUGUCUCGUCACGUCGUCCUCUUAUCAACCACGAUCACGAUGGCCCUUUUUCCUGGGCAGUGUUUCGUGACUCCACCUCCUGUAUGCUGCGCCUGCUGCUAUUGGUCGAGUUGCUCGGACAGUCCCGCUGCGGCCCCGCCCACCACAAUGCCAUUCUCUGCAACGUGCUCAAGUCCGCUGUCAAUCAAAUGGACGUCAUCAGAAAGACGGCGCGACGGCUGCAACCCGUGCGUGCUCUUCGACCUCCCGCUGCUGGUUCAGCAGUCCCGGUGGCAUCUUUUGCAUUUGCCUUUCAGUACGACGAAGAGGAGGCGGCGGAGGCGGACGACUUUCUGGACACUCGACUCCAAAGUCUUCCCGUCAUAGCAACGACCGCUGCCCACUUGCGCACGUGGAAGGCCAACGAAUCGCUGUCGAGGCUGUACGCCAACGCGCUGGCCUUCCGCGCGCACGCCGAAUGGCUGAAGGCGGCCGCCGAGAACGUCAGCUUGCCCUCCGAGGCCGCGGGGGUCGCCGCUGUUCACCUGCUACGCCUGGCCAACCUUGUCAGGACGGCGCUGAUCCAGAUGGAGGUGGCGUUGCCACCGCCACCGCCGCGGCCCUCGCUUCCAGCGGUGCUGACAGCCUUCGAGGCUCUGCGCUACUCGGCCGAGAUGUCUCGCCGCUUGGGCGUCUUCUGUGGCUUCUCCAAGCGCCUCGUACGGCAUCUGCGCAGGGUGGCUGCCUGCCCCUCGAGAAGAUGAAGGCCAGCGCGUGGGGUAGCUCGCCUUGGAGUUGCGAUGGACGAGAUUGCGCGACGGACUGGUUGCCGGUGCGCCGCUUGGCCACAGAUCACGACGGCCUUUCUGACGUCUACUUUCCCCCGAGCUGAGCCGGGAUGAGUUCAGCAUGGGGCGGAGACCAAUCACAUAGACAAGGCGUGCGUAGACAAGAGAGCGGUUGCCAGUGGAUGUCAUGCCAGAAGUGGACAUGGGCACUUGACAAGGGAGUCACUUGGCCGCGGCGUGACAGCAAGCGCGAGACUCGGGCAGCUGACACGACACAAACUAAAGGACACAUGUUGCUCUUUGGUUUCUUUAAUGAGCGCUUCAGUUGAUCAUGACAGCUUUGUGGUCUUCGCAGAAGUCUGUGGGAGACAGCAAACAACAUGUGACUUGCAGGAGCGACACCCUUGGCGGGACUGCGAGAGAGGCACCAGUGGGUCUGCAAACCUUUUUUGGGGUCGAUCAGAAACAUGGGUUCCCCGGAGAAGCCCAAGCAGUCGGCCUGCUUUUUGAAGUUCUCCAGCUCCAAGUCCGUCACUUUGUUCCGUUGAGC
Messenger RNA from Syngnathus typhle (broad-nosed pipefish), 1561 nucleotides. RefSeq lists its product as uncharacterized. Gene Ontology annotation, molecular function: growth factor activity; cytokine activity. Gene Ontology annotation, biological process: positive regulation of cell population proliferation; positive regulation of MAPK cascade. The transcript has 3 exons. The coding region runs from base 328 to 987 and encodes 219 amino acids. NCBI's taxonomy places the organism in Eukaryota, Metazoa, Chordata, Actinopteri, Syngnathiformes, Syngnathidae. The record is from RefSeq and is a predicted model, not a curated record. Gene Ontology annotation, cellular component: cytoplasm.